Messenger RNA from Moesziomyces aphidis, 5880 nucleotides. Lineage: Eukaryota; Fungi; Basidiomycota; Ustilaginomycetes; Ustilaginales; Ustilaginaceae. The record is from the annotation of a GenBank genome assembly.
AUGACUCGUGCAUCUCCUGUGCAAGCACCAUCAUCGGAAUACGCGGCCAUGGCGAAGGAAGUGCUCAUCGUUGGCGGAGGCCUGAGUGGCCUCUACUUGGCACAUAGGCUGAAGCAAAGCGAUCCGAGCUAUCGUGUCACCGUGCUCGAAUCGCGACGCCGACUUGGUGGACGACUGGAAUCGGCUCAAACGAGCGCUGGCGAGAGCGACGAGGUGGACGAGGUGGACGAGGUGGACGCGUUCGACCUGGGUGGAUCAUGGUUCUGGCCAUCUUCUCAGCCUUUGGUGGAUUCGCUAUUGGCGGAGCUGGGGCUGGAGAGCUUUGCGCAGUACGAAGAGGGGGAUUUGCUGAUUGAGCGCAGUCAGACGAGGCAAGCGCAGCGACUGGAUCCGAGAGGAGCCGGGAUGGGGGAUGCUAGAAGGCUGCGAGGCGGGAUGCGAUCGCUCGUUGAAGCGCUGGCGGAUCGACUGGGUCGCAACAACGUUGUGCUUCGAUGCAAGGUGACGGGUCUGCGUCUGGUGGAUGGGAACGGUGCUGGUAAAAGGGUUCAAGCGACGUGUUCCGGCGGGCAAUGCCUUGAAGCGGACCGCGUGGUGCUGGCGCUUCCUCCUCGCCUAGCCGCUUCGAACGGCAUUGAAUUUGGGCCACCGUUGCCAAAGGAGCUGAGUUCAAGCUGGGCAGCGACUGCGACCUGGAUGGCGCCCCAUGCAAAGUACGUCGCCGUUUACGACCGACCCUUUUGGCGGGAGCAGAAGCUGUCGGGUAACGCGCACAGCACCGCUGGACCUUUGGGCGAGAUCCACGAUGCGACCAACUACGACGGUGCGCUUGGCGCCCUGUUUGGUUUCUUCUCGAUCCCGUCGAGUGCCCGGCAAGCGCAAAGUGAAGACGAGCUGAAGUCGGCGUGUCGAUCGCAGCUGGCUCGACUCUUUGGCGAGCAGGCGAUGUCUCCAUGGGACGAGUGGAUUCGAGACUGGUCAUUGGAAGAAGACACGGCGACGGAGGCGGACCAGAUUGUGACAAUGCCAGUCGAGAGGGUGGGCGCGCUCAAGACCACGCCAGACGAAAACGAGUCGCAAUGGCAUGGAUUGGUGCGGGGUGCGGGCAGCGAGUGUCUCGGCUGCCCAUCAGACUUUGCAUCGAUAGCUGCAUCGCAAGAGCUCAAGAUUGAUGCCGAACGUCUGUCAGAGGUCGAGAUCUGCCUGAGCCAGCUGUCGGAUCGCAUUCCAAGGCCGCUGCAGCUGGGCUCGGUGAAAGAGCCGCGUGGGCGCCACAGCCAAAAAAGGCACGCGUGCAUCCGCCAGCAGCUGCUGCUUUCUGCCGAGACCAACACACACACACACCGCGUCGAGAUACAGUGGCCACAGGCGGGACCACGCGCUGCUACCGUCCACCACCAUCCCCAUCCGUCCAGCAUCGCACGCUCUCCAAAGGUGUCGCUCGCUCCGGCACCGCCCAUCGCCAUUCCGACUCCACGCCAUCUCAAGCGCCUGUCUCUCUGCUCGCCCACGCUGCCCUCCUUCCCGCCUCUGCGCGAGGGCCCCACCCACGACUUGUUCUCUCCGGCAGCCACAUCCGACCCUGAUCGCACACAGUCCUCGCCAGACAACUCCUGCCGUUCGGCCGUAUCUGAAUCGCCGCCCUCGUUCGAAAGGCGACCUUCGCACGGUCCGGACGGCCUCGCUUCCGCAUUUUCGCACGACAUCAAGCUCCAACGCGCAAAGAAGGCCGUCCAUCAUAUGCGAACCUACUCCUCCCAGUCCACCGCCAGCUUCGCCUCACAUGCAUCAGCCUCGCGUCAACCAUCGGCAGAGAUCCUAGAGGAGGACGAGCCCACCUCGUCCAGCCCAACCGUACACAGGACCCGCGGCCAUCCCACUACUCCCGCCGCCAUGUCCACUUCCUCUGCACACAACUCGCCGCAGCAUUCCCGCUUCGGAUCCCGCUCCGAUGCAGGCUCCAUCUACAAUGCAGAACGCAACAUGUCCUCUUCCAUGCUCUCCGCCGUCGAUCCCGCCGACAUGGACGAGAUCGAGAACAGCGUGCGCCAAUCCAAGACCAUCGAGGACUUCACCAACAUCAUCACCGAGUUCCGCAUGAACAGGCACACCCUCUACUCCGACUCCCUCGCUGGACAGUAUCCUCCCGAUACAGGCACAAUCCCAAUGAGUGCAAGCAGCCACAGCAUCGACCAGCGCUCCGAAGUCGGAGAAACGCUCCGAUGCACCUGCUGCUGCAGCAAGGACGAUUGUCCACGCGCCCUACGCGCCCGUCAGGAGUGGCGCGACCUCGAGGCCGACCUUCGCCUCAGCGCCGAGAUCGGACAGGCCUUGCUCCGCCGUCAUGACGCCAUGCAGUCGAAGCUGCAAAAGCAAGCGGAAGAAUACAUGCAGCAGCGCGACGGUCUCAUGACCAGACUCACAAAGAGCUACAAGGAGACAUCCGCACUCGAACGCGAGCUGGCACAGUCCAAUCUUAACCUCGAAGCAGGCGACAGCAGCAAUCGCGCCCUCCUGUGCGAGCUCGACGAAGCUCGCAAGCAACUCAACAAGCUCAAGGCCAACCACACACGUCUCAGUGGCGCCGAGGAAAAGGCCACGUCGCUUCAGCGAGAGCUCGACGAUCUCAAGCAGGAACUCGCCGCCGAACGCAGACGCUCCCAGGCAGCAGAGGCCAGAUCCAAAAAGCUCGAGCUCAAAUCCUCUCAGCUCAAAGACGCGCUUGCCAGUGCUCGCAAGAGCGCAGCCAUCGAGCCUCCGUCCGACGGUCGCGCGCUCAUGGAUCAAGCAGCGAUCCAACUUGCCAAGGACCGACUUGCGCGCGCCUCACAUCACCAGCGCAUCUCGUCUCUCGACACCAAUCCUGCAGCAGUCGGCGACGAUGCAGAGCACUCGCAAGUUAUUCAGACCUUGGUACGCGACAACGAAGCUCUCCGCGGCGACAAUGAAAAGCUCAAGGCUCUUGUCGACGCCUCCAACGAAGAACUCGAGGUUCUUCGCAACUCGGUCACAAACGCCAUGUCCCUUGUCGCCUCCCCCAUACCGGACGCCGCCAACUUUGAAGAGAGCGCCUCUUCCUAUCUCGACAUCCACGCAUCAGCAGCAAGCAUUCCAAGUGGCCAACCCUCCACGUCGGCACAUGCGACCGCCGUUGCGCCACGCGCUCCAGCACAACGCACCACCUCGCAUGCCUCCUCGGCCGGCUCGUUCACCUUCCCUCCGAUAUCGCCAACAACAUCGGAGCGGGUCGAAGCCUCCCUCUCGCGCAGCGCCUCGCUCGCGCUCACGGCAGACAGCAGCGCAGCGAGCCAGGCUGCGGAAUCCAUCGCCUUUGUGCCCAGCUCCCGAUCGAGCGAAACCAGCCGCGAUACAGAGAAGCAGACUGCCGACUUUCUCAGCUCGGAUCCUAAUCGCCGCGAGAAUCGAACAGCGCAGCUCGGUAACCUCCUCGAGUACAUCAAUCGACUCUUUACGCGUCUAUCCACUGCCGAUGUUGACACUCUCACCCGACGCUUGCAACGCCAGAAUCUCGCCGGCGACGCCGGUCAUCUCGCUCGCACCACGGUGCACUCCAUCCUACGUGACGUGGAUGGUCUGCGCGAUCACUUCCGCAAGCUCAUCGAAGCCGAGGCAAGGAAUCAUGCGCGCGACGACAACUCGUCGCAUUCCAGGGACUUUGCAAACGAGAGCCUGGUGGCGAGAAAGGAGUUCUUUGCUCUACUCAAGGCGUUCCGAGACAUCCUGUGCGAGUUGGCCAAGCUCCGCCUCUGUGUCAACGACAUUCAUCUCAAUCCGGGACAAGCAGCCAAACUGCUCCACGAACACCUCGGCGCAAACACUGCGGAGGACAGGUCGCUCAUUCCGAUCCCUUCGGCCGUCAAUUGGCUCGGCAAAAUGCUAUUGGGCGGGCCGAGCGGUGCUCCUUCCACCCCGUCUUCCGGCGUUGCCAAUCCAACAGGGUCUUCUGCUGCGCCGGAUGCAGCGUCGUUGAGCGGCGCGAAAGCGGGCCGUCCGCUUACGGGACGCACGAUCUCUGGCCAUCUCGCGCCUCGAGCCUCGCCUGCCGUCGUCUCGUCCACACUGGCCGUCGAGGUCAAGGGCACCCACGCAUCCGCCGCAGAGACGGCCCAGUCGCGCCUCUCCACCUCGCCAAACACGCCUGUGGGCGGUGGCUUGCGAGCAGGCCCACGUGCCCAACGUGGUCGAUCGAACACGUCACUCACGCGCGUACAAUCCCGCAACCUUUCUGGUCUGUUUGCAGGAAGCCUUGCGCCGUCCUAUGCCAGCCUCGAUGUAGCCAGGGGUGUGCCGUUGGACUCAGGAAACAGCCUUGCACCGACAGGCUCCGUGCGGCCGAGGGGCCAUGCUGCCAAGUUGACAAAGCCUUGGCAGCGGCCGUUGUCAAGGAUCGUUGACGACGACGAGAUCAGCAUUCACCGCGGCAGGGCGAUACGGCAACAGGUGUUUGAAGACAGCGGCGAUGAAGGAUCGGACGACGAGAUGAAUGCAAGCAGCAAUCUUCUCGAGCGCACCUUGCGACCUCGUGGACUGAGCGACAGCUCGAUCCGCAGCACGUUUGUCGACAUGGCCGACGGCAUGGGCGGAGGACCCAUUUCGCCAGCUGCAAAUCGGAUUCGGCCCUCUCCGAUCUCGCGCAUCAUCACGCCAGCGACCCUUUCGCUUCACUCGACGCCGAGUGCUGCACCUGCGACGGUUUCCUCAUCCAAGAUCGAAGACGACGCAAGCGCUUCUCCGUCCGUCUCUUCGGAAAGGUCGGGCAGCUUGACGCCAGGAGGCGCUGGUCUCGCAAGCGGUGUCGCCAGCUCCAUCCUGAGCAGGUCCGAAAAAGUGCUGUCGUUCUUCAGCGGCGGCGUCGUAGGCUCGGGCGUACCCAUCCAGCCUGCUUCGGCGACGGUGAGCGCGGGUGGGCCGAGCUUGCGUCAAACCCCUUCGAUCGCUGCGCUCAACCGAGCGGCGGCUCGCGGCGCAGCCUCGCACGACCUUUCCGUGUCUCCGCGCACCCCAUCCGGAUCGCCUGCAGCCGCAGCAGAGCCUCGUGCACAGGCCGGGCUCGGCCUUGGCCUGCCACCGCGCCCCGGUCUGGGUGGCGCCGGGCCGUCUGGCGGUGUGCGACACUCGCUGCAACAGCGCCAUAUCCGGCCCGAAGGUCUCGACUCCGCCCUCCAGCUCCAUCCAACUUGCCGCUCGGUAGACGGCGCGCACACCUCAUCCAACCAUCUCAUAGCAACCAUGUCGGGCCUCGAAAAGUCGUUGUUCCAGCUCAAAUUCACCGCCAAGUCGCUGCAGCGCCAGGCGCGCAAGGCCACCAAGGAUGAGACGGCGGAAAAGGCCAAGCUGAAGAAGGCGCUGGCGCAAGGCAAUACGGAGGGCGCACGCAUCUAUGCAUCCAACGCCAUCCGCAAGAAGAACGAGUCGCUGAAUCUGCUGCGACUCGGCAGCCGCAUCGAUGCUGUGGCUAGCCGCGUCGAGACGGCGGUGACGAUGCGCCAGGUGUCGGGCAGCAUGGCGUCGGUGGUGAAGGGCAUGGACAAGGCGAUGGAGAGCAUGAACCUCGAGCGCAUAUCCAUGGUCAUGGACAAGUUCGAGACGCAGUUCGAGGACAUGGACGUGCAGACGUCCUACAUGGAAGGCACCAUCGGCGCCACCACGGCGCAAUCCAUGCCGCAAGACCAGGUGGACCUGCUAAUGCAGCAGGUCGCGGAUGAAAACGGCAUCGAGAUCAACCACAAGCUCGGCGAGGGCGGCCUGCUGGAGGGCAAGGUGGCCGAUCUGGCUCCCAAGGUACCGGACAGCAAGGUCAAGGACAAGGAAGACGAUGCGCUUGCCGAGCGUCUGCGGGCUCUCCGUCCCGCCACCUAG